This is a messenger RNA of Oncorhynchus gorbuscha (pink salmon), 2220 nucleotides long. RefSeq names its product WD repeat domain 41 (gene wdr41). Gene Ontology annotation, cellular component: lysosomal membrane. Gene Ontology annotation, molecular function: protein binding. The transcript is spliced from 12 exons. NCBI's taxonomy places the organism in Eukaryota, Metazoa, Chordata, Actinopteri, Salmoniformes, Salmonidae. The record is from RefSeq and is a predicted model, not a curated record. Gene Ontology annotation, biological process: regulation of autophagy. The coding region runs from base 755 to 1843 and encodes 362 amino acids.
CCCUGUGCUAUUCAUUGGGGAGGAACAGCCCAAAAACUGGUUCACUGAACUGCAGGUGCUAAAAGGACAUUUUGACAUUGUUCGAUUUCUGGUGCAGAUUGAUGACUUCAGUUGGGUGGGUCCGGCAGAGCUUCACGCCUCGUCUACCUCAGUAAUGACCCCCUCCUCUGGGCCUCGUCCUCUCCAGACAGGCCAGCAGCCGAGGGCAGGGGCCGGAACAUUCUCACCAGAUUGCUUUUCAAGUCCCGAAAUGUAUCCUUUUCCAGCCCUCGUUUGCUGGAAAGACAGUUCCUUUUCUCUUCUUUCUUCUAUCUCAUCCUUUACUCUUUCUGAUCCUCUCAUCCUGUAGGUUGGUUGUAGAUGGGUAGGGGUCAGAGGUCAGGGAAAGGAGCUAAGCCUGAGGACAGGUGUUUUUAAGAUCCCAGGGGAGUUAGUGGAUUUUGUGGACAGUAGCUUACUCUCUGUUUCACUGAAACACAUCCUUCUGGUUCAGUCAUUUGGAGUUGAUACAUGUUUUUUGUCAUUCAUACCUGAAGAGUAUUGGGUAAUUAUAACCAUCAUGCUUUGUUUUUAGCUGUGCUUUUAGGUGAGUAGCAGGACUGCAAGCAGGACCAGUGUUUUGUCAUGUCAUAAGUAGACAUUGUUGUUUCUCAGGUUUGCGUCUGCAGGAGACGAUGGUCUGGUGUUGGUGUGGAACGUUGAGACAGGAGAGAGGCUGCUGGAACUAAGGGGUCACUCCCAGCAGAUAACAGCCAUGACAGCCUACACACACACCAGUGGAGAGAACACACACACCUCCCUCAUCACAGCUUCCUCGGACCGCACCCUCAGUCUGUGGGACCCAGAGACAGGCAACAGGGUUCAGACCGUCUCAGACCUCCAGUCCUCUGUCAAGUGUCUGCUGGUGUUGGAGCGGUUAUGUGUCUGGGUGUCGGGAGGAAAUGAGUUGUGUGUGUGGAACAGAGACUUCCAGCUCCAGUGUCAGAGCCAGCACCAUGACGACACAGGAAUCAGUGCCAUGGUGGAGUUGCCUAAGAACUGUAUAGCAGCAGCUAUGGACAAAGAUAUAGUGAUUUUCAGGCUGACCAUGUCCACUGGGUCCCGGUUGUCUGUGGCAGAGGUCAGACGUCUAUCUGACCACCAGGACAGCAUCCACGCUCUCAUCAACAUCAAUGAUGGCCUAUUUGCCAGUGGGUCCCAUGUUGGCGAGCUGAUCCUGUGGGACGCUGUUGAUUGGACGAUUAUGGCCUAUGAGCACAUCCUGUGGGAGGAGUCUCAGACCGACACCCAGGCUGAGAUCCGAUUGGCCGCUCCGAAACCCAGUGAGAUGUCCAUCCAACAGCUGACAUCCGAUGGAGAGCUGAUGGUGGCUGCAGUGGGCAGUGGUCUGUAUGUGUACAGCGUCAUCACUAAGAGUGUUGUGGCCUACAGGAAGACAGCCCACGACUCCAACGUACUACACACCAUGCUGCUGCCUGAUGGGGGGCUGAUGUCAUGCUCCGAGGAUGGCAGUGUGAGGAUUUGGGAGAUGCAGGACCUCCUGUUACCUGCAGAACCAGCCUCUGCAGGGUUCUUUGGGAUGUGGACUUUCGGCAGGUCCAAUAAGCAGGCGGGGCCUCCUGUGAAGAAGGUUCUUGAACUCCCCAGUCUCAGAACAUUGGAACUGACGGGUGACCUGAUUGGACACUCAGGGGCCGUGCAGAUGUUUGUGAGUUUUGGGGAGAAGGGUCUGGUAACAUGUUCUACAGACCACCUGCUGAUUGCAUGGAAGAACAGAGAGAGAGAGUCUCACCUCCGCAGUCUCGCCCUCUUCAGGAAACUGGAGGAGAACGGGGGACUCUGACCCCCACCUGUCAGUCACUAACACCAUUAUUUAUGAUUUUACAGAACACUUUCUACUGGAAGUUAAGGUUUUAAAGAGGGGUGGAAUGUAUUUGUUCCUAGGUGUUGUUAUUUCACUGUCUGAGGUUCAUGGAUAUGUACAAUGUGAUGGAUAUUUCUUUACCAUGUUUGUUGGUUUAGUGAUUUUACGUGUGAAAUUCUGUGUGUUUCUAGUCUUCAAUUUUAAUCUGAUGUUCUUAUAUAUGCCUGUCUUCAAGUUGGUCACACUUAUUUGCCAAAUGUCUGUAUGGUUAUUUGAACUAUUUUUACCCCACACUUGCUUGUUUUUUAAAGCCUAAAAAUAAUGUCACAAAUUAAAGAUACAACUGGUCACAAACA